UUUUUUUUUUUUUUUAAGUUUGUUUAUUUUGUGAGAGAGCGAGUGAGGGAGGGGCAAAGAGAGAGGGAGACAGAGAAUCCCAGCGCAGAGCCCGAUGCGGGGCUUGAACCCACGAAACGUGAGAUCGUGACCUGAACCGACAAGAAUCGGCCGCUCAGCAGACUGAGCCCCCGCCCCGGGCACCUGUCACAUCCCUCAUUUUAAGCAAAUCUUUAGGUCUGCCCUGAAGUCCUCAGGGUCUAUCCACCCAGCUCUGGCCCAGUCCCUUUGCUGCUGUGGUGGCCUCUCCAGAGGCGGAGGGGUGGCAGUGGCCAAGGUCCAGGACCACCAGCAGUCACCCUGCCACAGCCUGGGACACAGCGCCCUUUGUUCUGGCCCCUCCGCACCCCCCCCCCCCCCGCCCCUCGGUCCCAAGCUCUCUGACCUGGAUUAGCCUGAUCCAGGGGAAAGCCUCGGAGGCCCCUCCUGGAAUGUGGUCUGGGGGUGGGGGGCAGGCAAGGCGCUGAGGUGAGUAGGGCUGGUGGGGUCUCUCCAGGGCAGGGCUGCGCCCCCAGCACCAGUAGGAUCCUCCUCUCCCAUCACCACCAGAGCAGGGCUCUGUGUGUCCUCUGCCCAGUGGAGGGGCCUCAUUAUCUCUCUAGCUCUGCUGGGAGGGCCUGAGACAGGGACCCCCCACCGUGGGGUCCAGCCUGGCCCUGUGCUGCGGUCACUGCCCCGUCCCUUCUCCUGUUCCAGGUAAAAGCCUCUUAGCGGGGUGGGGGUGGGGAACACUCUGAGCUCCAGGCCUGAGGGAGUGAGCCGUGGGUGAGUCUGGCCAGCGGCUGAUCUGUAGACAAGCCUGGGGGGGGUCUUCGGCUGUGCGCCCCCCUCAGGCUAGGCUUCAAGGGGGAACCGGGGUGGGGGGGGGGCAACCCCUCCCGGAAGGCCUCGGGAGAUGUGAGGCUGGACGCCCAAACCCACAGGACGGCUCAGGUGAGUGUGGGGCGAGGGCUGCCAGGACCACCCCCUUGUCCUGGCCUCCAAGUGGCUACGGCCACGGUGAGGGGACAACAGGCAGGAAAAGCCAGGACCCCGUCCUGGUGAGAGAGGGUCAGAGUCCCAGAUUCCCACGGGUAUCUUGGUGUUCCCCAGUGCCGGGAAGGAGACCCCACAUGCAGAGGGGCGGUGGGAGGGAAGGAGGCUUCUGCCCAGCUGUGGGCUGGUCCCCCCUACUGGGGAGGCCUACCAGCCUCGUCUGUUACGGGGGUGCAUGAGGCUGCUGUGUGGACCCCUGGGUGGAGAGCCAAGAGUGUGAGAGGCCUUAGAGCUGUUUUCUGCUUGUGUAGGGUUGGGGGGGGGGGCGGGGGGGCAGGCUGCUAGGGAUUUGGAGAGCAGAAGCUUUCUUUCUUGGUGCCCCCUCAGAGGUCCCUAUCUGCCCAGUGGAACCAGAGAUCUGAUCACCGCCCCCCCCCCACCCCCGCCGGUACCAAGACUCCUGGUUGGCCUGGGACAAUCCGUCACCCAUCUUACAGGUGGCAAAACUGAGGCUCAGCGAGGGAAGGGGAACUGCCCAAGUCACAGAGCAAAUCCAUGGCUAGGCCGGGGUGAACCGGAACUCGGCUCCCUUGCUCCUGAAGCAAGGCUGAUGUUCUUACGUGUUCUUGGGUUUUUCUUUUCUUCUUUUUUUUCCCCUGAAUGACAAUAGUCAUUUCUGAUCAUUGAGAAAAAUUAGGAACAUACCGCAAAGCCAAGGAAGAAAAUAAGCCCCACCCAUUUUGCAGCUGGCACCUGCUUCUCUGUCCCACACGUGGGGUUAGUCCCUCUGUGCUGAGACCCUCACACCUGCACACUGGGGACACUGGGGAUUCCCAAGCACAUGGGGCACACGCUGGCCGCCCAGCUCUCCCAUUCACCAGCACCCCCUCUCCUGCCACCACCAGGUCCCUGGGCAAGGAGUCUUCCAGAGGGAGUCUUCCUGAAGUUCAGGCUCAGCAGAGGCAGCCGCGAUGGGCGCUGGCGGCCCCCGGCGGGGAGCGGGCCCCCCAGACGGCGGCUGGGGCUGGGCGGUGCUGGGCGCCUGCUUCGUGAUCACCGGUUUCGCCUACGGCUUCCCCAAGGCGGUGAGCGUCUUCUUCCGCGCCCUUAUGCGCGACUUCGGCGCGGGCUACAGCGACACGGCCUGGGUGUCCUCCAUCAUGCUCGCCAUGCUCUACGGCACGGGUCCGGUCUCCAGCAUCCUCGUGACCCGCUUUGGCUGUCGCCCGGUGAUGCUGGUGGGUGGGCUAUUGGCCUCGGCGGGCAUGGUGCUAGCAUCCUUCGCCACGCGCCUCCUGGAGCUAUACCUGACGGCUGGGGUGCUCACAGGCCUGGGCCUGGCCCUCAACUUCCAGCCGUCGCUCAUCAUGCUGGGGCUGUACUUCGAGCGGCGGCGGCCCCUAGCCAACGGGCUGGCGGCGGCGGGCAGCCCCGUGUUCCUGUCGGCGCUGUCGCCGCUCGGCCAACAGCUGCUCGAGCACUUCGGCUGGCGCGGCGGAUUCUUGCUGCUCGGCGGCCUCCUGCUGCACUGCUGCGCUUGCGGCGCCGUCAUGCGGCCGCCGCCGGGACCCGGCCCGCGGCCGCGCGGGGACAGCGCGGACGACGCUCCCGGGGAGGCGGAAGCGGACCGCGCCGGGCUGCGCCUGCGCGAGGCGCCCCCUGGCGGCCGGACCCGCCGCCGCCGCCUGUUGGACGUGGCCGUGUGCGCCGACCGCGCCUUCGGGGUGUACGCCGUCACCAAGUUCCUGAUGGCCCUCGGCCUCUUCGUGCCCGCCAUCCUGUUGGUGAACUACGCCAAGGACGCGGGCGUGCCGGACGCCGACGCCGCCUUCCUGCUGUCCAUCGUGGGCUUCGUAGACAUCGUGGCGCGGCCAGCGUGCGGCGCCCUGGCGGGCCUGGCGCGCUUACGACCUCACGUCGCCUACCUCUUCAGCCUGGCCCUGAUGGCCAAUGGCCUCACGGACCUGAGCAGCGCGCGCGCGCGCUCCUACGGCGCCCUUGUCGCCUUCUGCGUCGCCUUCGGCCUCUCGUACGGCAUGGUGGGAGCACUGCAGUUCGAGGUGCUCAUGGCAGCCGUGGGGUCGCACCGCUUUCCCAGUGCUCUGGGCCUGGUGCUGCUCGUCGAGGCCGUGGCCGUGCUCAUUGGACCCCCCUCUGCCGGCCGCCUGGUGGACGCCCUGAAGAACUACGAGAUCAUCUUCUACCUGGCCGGCUCUGAGGUGGCCCUGGCUGGGAUCUUCAUGGCUGUGGCCACCAAGUGUUGCCUGCGCCGCUCUAAGGACACCCCGCCCAGCCAAGGCGCCCAGGGCGGGGCCAGCGACACUGAGGACGCUGAGGCCCAAGAGGACGCUGAGGCCCUGCCCACCGGCGCUGAGGAGCCCGGCAGCCUCCAGGCCUUGGAGGCGCCAAGCCCCGGGGCUGGGCCCGGGGAACCAAAGGAGGCGGCAGAGCCGGGCGUGGACCCCGAGUCUGUAUAGCUCGGGGGGCACUAGGCGAGGUGGCUGGUGACUUUGGGAACGGGCCGACCCUCUCAGAGCCCUGGCUGUCCCGAGGGGGCCUGGAGCACUGCAGGCUGCUCUGCAGAGGUCGCCCCUGGGGCCCUGGGUGGGCCGCCUCCCUCAUCUGCCCAGCAGGCCGCGGCCAGGCCCUGCCCUCGCUCGGUGGAGCAGCUGUGCACCGCCAGGGGCCGGGCCUGCGUGAAACUCAAGUGCAUAAAGCUCCGCUGCGA
This is a messenger RNA of Acinonyx jubatus (cheetah), 3742 nucleotides long. It is a transcript of the gene SLC16A8, whose product is annotated as solute carrier family 16 member 8. Bases 1986 to 3491 code for a protein of 501 amino acids. NCBI's taxonomy places the organism in Eukaryota, Metazoa, Chordata, Mammalia, Carnivora, Felidae. Gene Ontology annotation, biological process: monocarboxylic acid transport; transmembrane transport. Gene Ontology annotation, molecular function: monocarboxylic acid transmembrane transporter activity. The record is from RefSeq and is a predicted model, not a curated record. Gene Ontology annotation, cellular component: membrane. The transcript has 5 exons.